Messenger RNA from Perkinsus marinus ATCC 50983, 1203 nucleotides. RefSeq lists its product as hypothetical. The record is from RefSeq and is a predicted model, not a curated record. The transcript is spliced from 6 exons. Gene Ontology annotation, molecular function: nucleic acid binding. NCBI's taxonomy places the organism in Eukaryota, Perkinsozoa, Perkinsida, Perkinsidae. The coding region runs from base 1 to 1203 and encodes 400 amino acids.
AUGGGUGGUGGUAGUGGAUACCCAGCCGCACCAGGCGGGGUGUAUGCAAUGCCUGCCCCUGCUGCUGCUGGUGGCGGCGGCCACUUCAUGAUACCUGCAUAUCCUAUGGGAGCCUAUGGACCAGGCAAGAAUAUGGCAUCACCCAUCAUGGGCAAUGUAUUGCCUGCUAUGGGUGGACACCAACAACAACAACAACACCCCCACCAGCAGGGAGGAGGAGGAGGUCUCGGGUUCAAUUCCCGGGGAGGAAUGCAGCAACUCAGACCACACAACAGACGUGGAGGGAUGCCAGGCAGCUCCAAGCAGUUGGUUCACUUUGACGAGUCCUUAGCGGCAACCCAGACCGUCGACCGUGCUAUUGUGAGUGCACUGAAGCAACCACAACACAGACUUUUGCUGCUGGAGAUAGAGCCUGCUAUACACAAGAUGAUCACCGAGACCGACUCGGAAAGGCUGAAGCUCACGAAUCCACUUGGAAAAUAUCAGAGAAUGCUGAUACAUAAGCUCGGGGACUACUUUAGAAUGGAUCGAGAAGUUGACUACGCCAAAGGCUCUGAUAUGUGUACCGUAACUCUCGUACGAACUGAGCGGACGUGCGUGCCUAAUACCAUACUCCAAGAACUUUGUCGGAGUGCACUAGAAGCAGCCGAGAUGGCUGAUGGCGGCCAGCCCUGGCCAUACGUGCCUAGGCAACAGCAGCAGCAGCAGUCUCACAGUCGUCAACAACAAGAGUCUGACAGCAAUGUGGCGCGGCGAAGUGUAGAGCGAGCUCAUUCCGAUGAAGGGGUGCUUGAGGGUGGUGUGGACGAGCAUUGCAGUGAUGUGAGAGGCACCUGUAGUGAAGGGGGUGCUUCAGCUGAAAGGACCCCAUCAGAGACUGGAGAGGACCCGGCAGCAGCCACUGCGGGGGUGAAACGUCGUGGGGUGAAGAUUCUCAGGAGGGGCCCUGGGUCCAAGGGCAAGAAUACGAGGGCCUCGAGGCCUGAUGAGUCCUCGAGUGAUGAAGGCGGGAAGUAUUCAGAGGCUAAUCUCUUACAUAACCUUCCGGUUGACCUACGGGAAGAGCAUUACAACAAGAUUCGGGCUAAGAUUUUUCAAGAGGACGAUGGUACACCGUUGGUAUAUUCGAAUGAAGACCUGGCCGCUAUGGAGAGCGCUCGGAAGCACAUCCCCAAGGGUACCGAUCUGGACGAUCCAGAGUAA